AUGCACUACAGCUCCCAGGGUGCACUGGGGGGCCUGGUUGAUGCACUGGCGCCGGUCCACCGCCGGCGGGUUCUGGCUAGAGGAGAGUUUGUUGCCAUGUUGCGGAGCGGCUGCUGGCGGCUGAGAGGGUGGCUCUACAGCCCGCGCGGCGCUCUGCGGGGUUCUGCCGAGAGCGGCCGCCGGGGCUUGGUGUCCUGCAUAGAUCCUUCCAUGGGACUGAAUGAAGAGCAGAAAGAAUUUCAGAAAGUGGCCUUUGACUUUGCUACCCGGGAGAUGGCUCCAAACAUGGCAGAGUGGGACCAGAAGGAGUUGUUCCCAGUGGACGCAAUGCGGAAAGCUGCUCAGCUCGGCUUUGGGGGAAUCUACGUACGAACAGAUGUAGGUGGGUCUGGACUGUCACGGCUCGAUACAUCUGUCAUCUUUGAGGCCUUGGCUACAGGCUGCACCAGCACCACAGCCUAUAUAAGCAUCCACAACAUGUGUGUCUGGAUGAUUGAUACCUUUGGAAGUGAGGAACAGAGGCACAGAUUCUGCCCACCGCUCUGUACCAUGGAGAAGUUUGCAUCCUACUGCCUCACUGAGCCAGGAAGUGGUAGUGAUGCUGCCUCCCUUUUGACUGCAGCAAAACGACAAGGAGAUCAUUACAUCCUCAAUGGUUCCAAGGCCUUCAUCAGUGGUGGAGGUGAAUCAGACAUCUACGUGGUCAUGUGCCGAACAGGAGGGCCAGGCCCCAAAGGCAUCUCUUGUAUAGUUGUGGAGAAGGGGACCCCUGGCCUUAGCUUUGGCAAGAAGGAAAAAAAGAUGGGGUGGAACUCACAGCCAACGCGCGCCGUGAUCUUUGAAGAUUGUGCGGUGCCCGUGGCCAACAGAAUUGGAAAUGAGGGACAGGGCUUCGUCAUUGCCAUGAAAGGACUGAAUGGAGGGAGAAUCAAUGUUGCUUCCUGCUCCCUAGGAGCUGCUCAUGCUUCAGUCAUCCUCACCCGAGACCAUCUCAGUGUUCGGAAGCAGUUUGGAGAGCCUCUGGCCAGUAACCAGUACCUGCAAUUCAAACUGGCUGAUAUGGCAACAAGGCUGGUGGCCUCACGGCUGAUCAUCCGCAGUGCAGCGGUGGCUCUGCAGGAGGAGCGGGAAGAUGCAGUGGCCCUCUGCUCCAUGGCCAAGCUCUUCGCUACAGAUGAAUGCUUUGCUAUCUGCAACCAGGCUUUACAGAUGCAUGGAGGCUAUGGCUACCUGAAGGACUAUGCUGUUCAGCAGUAUGUGCGGGACUCCAGGGUCCAUCAAAUCCUAGAAGGUAGCAAUGAAGUGAUGAGGAUGCUGAUCUCUCGAAGCCUGUUUCAGGAGUAGCACCCAGACUUGAUGUCCGGGCGUGAUGGUUAAUGUACACCUCGAAUCAGAGGUUUCAUAUGGACUGCAGAUGAGUCAUGGAUUAGAUUGAAGGGCUGAGCUCUUCCAGGUGGACCCAGAGCGUUGGGAGCAGCAUCAGCUAUAGGACUGGGACAGAGUCCUCAGCAGAACUAAAGGAGCUGCCCUGAUUGAGAUUGUCACAAGAAGACACACUACCUUGUUUUCCUAAUGCAAAAAGGUGACCAGGGAAGACUCACCACCAAGUCAGAGUCCUUUCUUGGAUACAUGUUGUCUUGAUUUGUCUGCAUUUUGGUGGUUCACUGAAUCUCUCUUCCGAGAUCUGAACCCUUCCAUUGAGGGUUUUUCCUGAUGAUAAAGCAAAGGUGUGGGAAAGGAGAAAUGGAGGAAAAAAUGCUCUCCUAUCUUUUCCUGUGCUCUGCUAAAGAUGCAGAAGGUUUCUGUGGGUUGCAUUUCCUUUGUAGUACACCUGUGAAUGUAAAUCAUGAUAAAAUGAGUAUUUGGGAAACCUUACUCCUAGGUGUGAUUUAGGGUAUAUCUGCACUUGUACACUUUCUGAAUAUCAAGGGCUGAAGUUAUUUGGAACUCUGAAUGUUUGUUGUUUUCUUUUUUAGAAGCAUGUGGUCUAAGAAUGGUAUUCAAGCUUCUAUAGCCCUUCCUGAUAAGUACUUUGAGCAUAUUUUCUUUCUAUCUGAGUGCAAGGAAAUGAUAGGCAUAUAGAAGAGAGAGAGUUAUCUGGCAAAAGUGAUAAAGUAGGAAGGGAUUCAUAAAGAAGGUAGAAAUUAAAAUUAAACUUUUUUGAAAAUGUGUAAUAUGUAAAGAGAACCAAGAAAGUCAGUUUCAGACGGGGGAACGAGGGGCAGGAAAAGUGCAGAAUUGGUGUGGGAGCUGUUUGCAGCUUUGUUUUGUUGUGCUUUGGGCUUGGCAUGGGAUGGAAAGAAAAUAUAAGUUGAAUCUGGAUGGAGAGUUGAUGGAGAGUUAUGAAAGCCAAAGUGUGGGUUUUAUUUCAUAAGUAGUGGAGAAGAUGAGAAGAGUUUUAAUGAAGCUAUGAUGAGAUAAUUUGUUGAUAAGAACAUUCUGGAAGGAAUAUGCAGGAUGAAUAUGAGGAGGGGAAAGACAAAGAUAAGGCAUGUCCAGUCUGUAGGUUCUGGAAGUAAUUAAGGUCAGAGGCAAUUCGAGCCUGAACUUGGAAGGUAAAAGAAAGAGGAUGUAAACAGAUACAGACCCAUGCUUAGAAUGUUUGCUGUGGAACAUGGAACAUGAAGGUCUCCCUCGUAAUUGGGCUGCUUUCUAGCAUUCACUUCUGAGGCUUCUGUUCAGAUUUGAAGCAAAAAUAGGUAUUAUAUUAAUGUCUUACUAUUUGUGUCCCUCAUAAGAGACUAAUGAAAUGCCAGUUAUUACAAAUGCAAUUCACUGUCACCCUCCAUUACUAUUCAGAGUUCAGUUCCCCAGCAGCCUAGCAAGGGAAUUUGACCCCUGUGGCAAGAACGUAAGGACAUUCAAGCUAAUCUCUAUCACUAUUUAUUUGGCCAUUCCAUAAAUGAAGCCAAAAGGAGCAGAACAAAUGUGUCUUAAGGAAAACCUCUAUGCCAAGUACUAACACAUUUACAAAGUGCGCUGGGGCACAGGUAGUCUUGUGAUCCUAACAUGAUGACCUCAGUGAAAAGUGGAUUUCUAAGUUGUAUUCAUAAUCUCUUUAAACUAUAUUCCCUUAUAAUACUUCUACAGUUGAGGGGGAAAUCUGAUUGUUUUGAUUAUAUGUCCCUUUAAACAGAGGAAUGUUUAAGUCACCCAUUAAAAUUUUCAUCCUUUGAAGAUUCAGUAAAUUAGAAAUAUCUUAUUUACUUAUUUGC
Neomonachus schauinslandi (Hawaiian monk seal) is the source of this 3215-nucleotide messenger RNA. It is a transcript of the gene ACAD8, whose product is annotated as acyl-CoA dehydrogenase family member 8. Bases 1 to 1344 code for a protein of 447 amino acids. Gene Ontology annotation, biological process: lipid metabolic process. The transcript has 11 exons. Lineage: Eukaryota; Metazoa; Chordata; Mammalia; Carnivora; Phocidae. The record is from RefSeq and is a predicted model, not a curated record. Gene Ontology annotation, molecular function: acyl-CoA dehydrogenase activity; flavin adenine dinucleotide binding.